Molecule: messenger RNA, 4230 nt
Organism: Erpetoichthys calabaricus (reedfish)
Lineage: Eukaryota; Metazoa; Chordata; Cladistia; Polypteriformes; Polypteridae
Product: ceramide-1-phosphate transfer protein-like
Exons: 4
Coding region: 190-1068 (292 amino acids)
Biological process (GO): intermembrane lipid transfer; ceramide transport
Cellular component (GO): cytosol; cytoplasm; membrane
Molecular function (GO): ceramide 1-phosphate transfer activity; ceramide 1-phosphate binding
Source: RefSeq, a predicted model, not a curated record
GAGAAGUGCACUGACUCAGCAGAGACACAAUCACUAAGAAUUGUGCAAGCUGUGACAAAGUCAGGCAGUGCAGCUCUCUGGAGGCGGUAACAUGUAGUUUGGAGAUCUAAAGAAAAACAGACACCCCGGCAAGGCAGGCAGGCCAUUAUGUAUGGGUUAAUUCACGGCAAUGGAUAUUAAAAACCUGAGAUGAAGUUGGCCAGGAGAGGGAUGGCAUCGCCAAAGUUUUGUAAAUUCUUUAUGCCUCUGAGCCUGGUGGGGCUGCUCUUCUUUUAUCUCAGCAUUAGAUUACCAGAUGACCACCUGAGGGAGUGUAGCAUGAAUGGAGGACCAUGUCUGUGGCAUCACAGAUCAGUGGAGAGCAUUACAAAUGACAUAGAUGCCAUAAAUGGAGGCACUCAAAGCCUUGAACACAUCACCACAGAGUUCAGCAAGCAUUGCAGUGGCCAGGACUUUCAAAUUUCUCGGGUCCUUGUCUCUUUUAAUUCGGCCGUGACCAAAGAGGAGGAGGUCUUGCUGGAGCAGUACUUAGUGGGCUGGGACGAACUUAUCAAGUUCAUGGAAGCCCUGGGGACAGUGUUUAGUUUCAUCUCUCAAGAAGUCAAAGGAAAGAUUGGCAUCCUACGGGAGCUGCAGAGCACAGCGAGAGGAAAUGAAUACUACUCUGUCCGUUCCAUGAUGGACCAUGAGCUGCGGCACAACCUAGUGAACUUUCACAAACAGACCAAUUCAGGUUGCCGCACUCUGCUACGGCUCCACCGUGCUCUCAAGUGGCUGGAAUUAUUCCUACAUAAGCUAGGGAUGAGCUCAGAUGAGAGCAAUACAUCUGACUUGUGCCAGGAAGCCUAUAAUGAAGCCCUAGCCCCUUACCACAGUUGGCUUGUACGGCAAGCUGCAUCUAUGGCUUUCUUGGCGUUGCCUGAGAGGAAGGUCUUUUUUGAUAUUGUCUGCAUUGAACAUGAAGGUGAGGCCCAACUGGUCCUAGAGAGGACAGUUCGCUCUAUUGUCCGUGUGUACAACAUCAUGCAGGAGGCCUACCAUUCUCGGGGUAUGCUAAACCUCCCUUAGAGACUGUCAGAGAUUCCAAGAGAAGAUAAAGUUAGUCCAUCACUCAAAGGUCUCAGAAAAGGCAAUGUUUCCCAUAACCUUAACUCUCCAUAACAUCCCAACAUUAGCUGACUCAAUAAGAACCGAAAAACGACAAAGGAGCCAUCAUCUCCUCUCUAUGGUUAAAUCAGUGAGGGCACAGACAAAAGGAACCCCAACGCUUACAUUUAGCUGAUAUUUAUCAAUUACUGGAUGUGCUAACUUGACUACUACAUGUUCAUGAAACUAACAACCAAUAUUCAACCCCCUUGCACCUACCAAGAGGCAAAGCCAUCCUCUCACUCCUUUAUCUCUUUAACAUGAGAACAAGUGUGUCUGCCACAAGUCUCUAAAAUAGAAAAGAGAAAAAAAUUCAAGUAUUGGCAUUGAUAAUAAGAAUACUGAUACACCUCUAAUAACAAUGUAGAGUCAGCUUCCAACCCCCUUGUGUGUCUAAAUAUAAAAUACAACCCCCCUUCCCCCCCAAUUCACUAGAAAUAACACAGGCAGCCAGCCUUUGUCCUUUCACAUCCCAGAAAAUGACAUGGAACUAACAGCCACCCCCACACAUCCCUAAAAAUAACAGCCAACAUCCAGCUGUUCACAUCCUAAAGGAGUCAAGCCUUUCAUACCCAUCAAAUGUUGAAGACAAUUUGGCCCACUGGUGAAGAACUGUAAACCACAAACAUGCCAGUUCAAACUCCCACAUUGUAUUCAAUAAACCAGGACUAUUUUAACUAUUUUUCAAACAUAGCCUCUUCUAGUAAUGUAGUCUGAUAACAGUCCAGCGUCUGUUUUUUCUUUAUCCUACUGUUUCCAUGUUUGAGUACCCUUUUGGAUAUUUAGUAAAGGGUUGUAGUUUCUAGCAUAGCACUAAUAAUAACACUAUGAACCUAUAAACAUCUACGUUCCCUGUAAACCUAUAGACUUUUGGAGAUGCAGUGGUACAGUGGUGGUCCCCUCUUAGUGUGUGGUUUACAGAUAGACCUUAAACAAAAUUUUAUUUUCACAUGAUUUAGUUUUUGUGAAUACAGAACUUCUAGGAAGUACAAGUUAUUUCUUUUCCAUCGGUCCCAGGCAGACAUGCAAUAUUGCAAAUAUGCUAAGCUUCUGAGUCAUGGCCUUUGCCCCCAGAUUCCAGAGGACUUGCACACCACCAACUUGCAGGAGUCCAAACAAGCUGUCAUCAAGAUAAAAUCUGGCUCUGCAUUUCUUUUUCUGGAGGACUAAACAGAUCUGCAAUAAUUGAAUACCAUCCUAAAUACUUCUCAUUAGUAAAAACAUAUGUCAUCGUCCAUGCUGAUUCUCUUAAAUUAUUGACAGGGUUAAUCUUUUUUUUCUGAAAAUUAUGUAGCCAGCUCCAACAUCUUCAGCACCAGCACUUCGGGAGGGGGUGUGUGAGGGGGUGUAAUGAGACACUCUGUCUGUUCUCAGAACAUCAAUAAUGAGUUCCAAAAAGCAAUUUUAUCAAUUCUCUGCACCACUUGCUCUGUUUUUUGGUUUUCAUGACUACCACAUGGCCUAAAUGAACUUCAUUCUAAAUUGGACAUCUUAAAUGUCCAUUUUUUUUACAGUGAUUGACAUGAUAAAGGUAAAAGUUGAUAUCUCAUCUUACGUUCCAUAGCCAUAAAACCAUUUCCUAAUUUCUCUAAAAGUCAUUCUUAAUGUUUGCCUAUACAUUGGCCUUCCUUUUUUCCACUCUGAAGCUUCCACAUAGUUGCAUUCUUGACUCACCAGUCAAAUCUGACACACUGAUGUCUAUUUCCUACAUUGGAUGAAGUUCAGGUUCUCAUAUUACUCAUGUGGUGGCAGACAAUCUUUGCUGUAAGCAAGGUUGAGGGACUGACCCUUCCACCUCACGCCUUCAUUUUAGCAUCUGCUGAAACCUUUGCUUUAUUGACUCGUCAGUUCAACUCAGUCUGAUCAGGAGAUCCAAGACAAUCUAAUUACUACACUGAUAACUGUGAUUAUGGUUGUGUGUUUAAUAUAAAUGAAAAGCUCUACCAUGACAAUGAUGUGAGGUUCAUCCCUUCACCUGAUGAUAUAAUCUUCCAUUAAAGUCAAACCAUAACAACCAGACCAAUUUUCUAGAGUUCUUGAAUGUUCCUUGAGAACAACUUUUGAAGUCAUCUAACCGCCAUUCUUCAUAGCCUCACCAGCCUCAUUUCAAAUGUGUGUCUGAGGUUGCCACAGCUGUAGCCAUCUUGAUUAAGCAGCACAUUUCAAUCUGAAAAGCUCAGACUGUUUCUGGUAAAGAACAAAAAUUCACUAUCUAUGUAUUUCUCAUAACAUUCUCAAAUUUAAUCCAAUUUAGGAUCAUGGGGUUGGAGCUCAAAGUAUACCCUGUCACUGUUGGAUGCAAGGCAACCCUGGAAAGGGUGCAGAGUCCAUCUUAUGACCCACUUACACACACAGACAUACUCAGCCACACUGGUCCACACUGCUCCAGUUUGAAAUCACUAAUUAAACUAGCAUACUCAUAUUUGUGGAUAUACAGCUUUACUUUACACAUCAUGAAUACAAGAAUUAUAAAAAGAAAGCAGAUUUCCAUUUUCCAAUGUCUUAAAAAACAUUUCACUUGGCUGUACUCUAAAGUUCAUUCUAAUCAAUAAUGUAAGAAAUGGUUGGAAGAGGUGCCUGUCAGCACAUAUAGGCACGUCACUCAAGUCCCUGCCUGCUGGUGAUUGUGGGGUGGCAGCAAAGUACAAUGAGACCUUGUGGGGUGGCAGCAACGUAGGGACUCCAGUUGAUAUAACACUGUCACCUUGCAGAAAAGUCCUUAAAGCUAAACAAAGGAAGUGUUGAAAGCUCUGAGACCCCAUGACUUGGAUCAGGUCAAAGCUACCGUGGGGGCUAGUAAUCCUUAUACAUCAUUAUGGAGGAAGAGAUUUAGAAUGCUUUAUUUUUAAUUUGUGUUUGCUUGGGGCUCAAUUAUGCAUGUAUAUCCUGUGAUGAAACAGCAGGCCAUCCAGAGUUGGUUUCUCCUUUGCUCCCCAAUGCUCCUCUGUACGUUUUAGCUCUUCAUAACUCAGAAUUACAACAAGCAGGUUCAAAAAUGGAUGGACUGAUAGUUUUAAAUGUAUGUAGUACAGGAGUACUUUAUUUUAUUUAAAUCCUUAUUAAAGAUUCAUUUUAAACCAUUCA